CAAACACUCUCUAUUUAUAUCAACCACGCUCCCUCCCAUUCUCCUCAGUCCUCACUCAUCUUUUUCACUUCUCCCUGUUUUUUCUCUCUCUAUCUCAAGAUUAACUUUGUUUUUAGAGGGAGCUCGUGGGUGAGUUACUAAAAUGGAUUUUGUUGGGGUUUUCUUGGUUGUUUUUCUUUCGAUUUUGUGUGGAGCUCACGGCUAUGGCGGCGGUUGGACUAAUGCUCAUGCAACCUUCUACGGAGGCAGCGAUGCCUCUGGAACUAUGGGCGGCGCGUGCGGGUACGGCAAUCUGUACAGCCAGGGCUACGGUACCAACACGGCGGCGCUGAGCACAGCCCUCUUCAACAACGGGCUGAGCUGCGGGUCCUGCUACGAGAUCCGGUGCGCCGGCGCCGGCAAGUCGUGCCUCCCCGGGUCGAUUCUGGUGACGGCGACCAAUUUCUGCCCGCCGAACAACGCCCUGCCCAACAACGCCGGCGGGUGGUGCAACCCACCCCUCCGCCACUUUGACCUGUCUCAGCCCGUUUUCCAGCGCAUUGCGCAGUACAGGGCUGGGAUUGUCCCUGUUGCUUACAGAAGGGUUGCCUGCAGAAGAAGGGGUGGCAUUAGAUUCACAAUCAACGGCCAUUCUUACUUCAACCUCGUCCUCGUGACCAAUGUUGGGGGGUCUGGAGACGUGCACUCGGUCUCGAUAAAAGGGUCGAGGACCGGUUGGCAGCCAAUGUCCCGCAAUUGGGGGCAAAAUUGGCAAAGCAAUGCAUUUCUCAACGGUCAGAGCCUCUCGUUUAAAGUCACGACAGGCGAUGGCCGAAAGCUCAUCUCCUACAAUGCAGCCCCUGCCGGCUGGUCUUUUGGCCAGACGUACAGCGGAGCUCAAUUCCGGUGAAAAUGUUGUUAAAUUGCUAAAAAAAUUUAAAGAAAUAUAUAUAUAUAUAUAUAU
Molecule: messenger RNA, 943 nt
Organism: Striga asiatica
Lineage: Eukaryota; Viridiplantae; Streptophyta; Magnoliopsida; Lamiales; Orobanchaceae
Source: the annotation of a GenBank genome assembly